This is a messenger RNA of Amphiprion ocellaris (clown anemonefish), 2525 nucleotides long. Its product is annotated as serine/threonine-protein kinase MAK-like. Lineage: Eukaryota; Metazoa; Chordata; Actinopteri; Pomacentridae. The coding region runs from base 1 to 1944 and encodes 647 amino acids. Gene Ontology annotation, cellular component: nucleus; cytoplasm; cilium. Gene Ontology annotation, biological process: intracellular signal transduction; protein phosphorylation; intraciliary transport. The record is from RefSeq and is a predicted model, not a curated record. The transcript has 14 exons. Gene Ontology annotation, molecular function: protein serine/threonine kinase activity; ATP binding.
AUGACCAACUGCUGGAGCGUCGGAGACAUUCAAGGCUCCUCACUGAAGGAGAGGCUGAAGGAGGGCUCGGUGUGGACCAUGAACCGGUACACCACCCUAAGGCAGCUGGGAGACGGCACGUAUGGAAGCGUGCUGCUGGGCAAGAGCAACGAGACGGGGGAGCUGGUGGCCAUAAAGAGGAUGAAGAGGAAGUUUUAUUCCUGGGAUGAGUGCUUGAAUCUGAGAGAGGUGAAGUCCCUGAAGAAGCUGAAUCACGCCAACGUGGUGAAACUGAAGGAGGUGGUCAGAGAAAACGACUACCUGUACUUCAUCUUUGAGUAUAUGAAAGAAAACCUGUAUCAGCUCAUGAACAAACGGGAAGAUAAGAUGUUUUCUGAAAAUGAGAUAAGAAACAUUCUGUUCCAAGUCUUAUCUGGCUUAGCUUUUGUGCAUAAGCACGGGUACUUCCAUCGUGAUAUGAAACCAGAGAACUUGCUCUGCAUGGGCCCGGAGCUGGUGAAGAUCGCAGAUUUUGGACUGGCAAGAGAAAUCCGCUCGCAGCCGCCCUAUACGGAUUACGUAUCCACGAGAUGGUACCGAGCCCCAGAGGUUCUGCUCAAGUCCAGCUCCUACAGCUCUCCCAUCGACAUCUGGGCCGUCGGCUGCAUCAUGGCGGAGCUGUACACCCUCAGACCGCUGUUCCCGGGAAACAGCGAGGUGGAUGAGAUCUUCAAGAUCUGCCAGGUGCUGGGAACACUGAAGAAGUCUGACUGGCCUGAGGGCUACAACCUGGCCACAUCCAUGAACUUCCGCUUCCCAAAGUACGCCCCCACCAGCCUCAGGUCGCUGAUUCCCAACGCCAGCAACGAGGCGAUCGCUCUGAUGAAAGACAUGCUGCAGUGGGACCCUGAGAAAAGGCCGAGUGCUGCUCAGGCUCUCAGAUAUCCCUACUUCCAUGUCGGCCAGUCCCUCGGUGGUCCUCUGAAGUCCUCAGAGCAGCACAGGAACCAGGAAAAGGCGUCUGAAGCAGCUCCAGACCUGAAGCCGCUGUCCCUCUGUAAGACUGAUCUGGACUCCUGUGAACUUAACAAGCCCCGACCAGAACCACAGACCUGCAGCCAGUCGCUCCAUCAGCCUCUGCAGCAGAUCAACCUUCCUCAGGAGAACAUGGAGCCCAAUGUACACCAACUGAUGUGUCCCAGUGCUCUGACAGAAGCCCAACAAGAACCUCUGAGCCUGGUGAAGAACAGGCAGCCAGGGAGCUUUAAGACUGUCGGUCAGCGAGGAGCUGCCUCUGGAGCAGAGAACAGCGUAUCUGUGACUCGGACAGGACGGCGACGAUGGGGCCAGACGUCCUUCAAGUCGGUGGACAGCUGGGACGACGGGGACGACGCAGACGCCGGAGUUUCCAUCUCUAAGAAACCCACGAUCACGUCUCUGAAGAACAGGGCUCUGGAUCGAUCUUCAGAGCCAAAGACCAGCGCAGGAGCAAAGCUGCCAAGCAAUGCUGGGCUGAGCAGGACCGACUCCACCACGCUGUCCGCCAAGCAGCAUUACCUGCGCCAGUCCAGAUACGUACCUGGUGAGGACAAGUAUGCUACCUGUCCCUCAAAAUCCAGCUUCUACGGAGUAAAUCCAAAAAGCAACUUGGCAGCAGGAAGCCAGGGCAAAAAGACGUGGGGCAACAGCAGAGCACCGGGGCUGGAGUUUCCUCUGGGUAAAGAUGUCAGUCUUCCCAAACUAACAGAGAAGCAGCCUCUGAAAGAAAAGAGAGCGGACGAUGUGGAUUUUUCCAAAGACUCCUCCAACAUCAAGACUCCCUUUCCACCUUUCCAGAAGACUGAACCAGCAGGACGACAGAGGAUCACCCUGGCCCCCAUAGCGCCCCCUGCUGGUCAUCAUGCUGUGAUUUUACUGGUCACUGGAGAUCAAACUGGACUGAAUGUGGAACCUGGACUAAGAUGAGUUUGACUCCCCUGCUUUAGGGUCAAUCAGACAGCACUAGAAAAUAAGUUUUUGGGUUUGAAAAUGGUUUGUUCAGGUGUAAACUUGAGUUCUUUUCUUUAACUUUCUCAGGUGUUUUGGUGGUUGAUUAACUGUAAUGUUUCUGGUUUGUUAGGUUCUUUCAGCUCCCCCUGGAGUUAGAAAGCAGUCUAGAAAAAACUGAGUAUCAGAGUCUAACUUGAUCAGUCUGUUCAGCUUCGUUUUCAUUUUUACUUCCUUUCUGUCAUUAAGAAAUUCUGGUUUUGGUUGAUUUUUAUGUGAAUAUUCUUAAAGAAAUUUGAGAAGUUUUACUGAAAAAUAUUUUUAGGAUUUUUUGAGAUUUUUACUCAUUUUUUGAAAAUAUUUAAAGGAAUUUUCUUGUCAAAUUUGUAACAUUUUUUUGUAAAAUUUUUAAGGAAUUAUUGGAAUUUUCUUCCUUAAGGUUUUGCAAAUUUAAAGUUUAAAAAUGUGGGAAAAAAAAUAUUUUCAUAGUGAAACUUCUGAUGUCCACAUUUUCAACAUUUUGGCACAUUUUGGUGGAAAAAAGAAAUGUUAAAAAAAUA